Molecule: messenger RNA, 1228 nt
Organism: Fusarium redolens
Lineage: Eukaryota; Fungi; Ascomycota; Sordariomycetes; Hypocreales; Nectriaceae
Exons: 5
Coding region: 77-1228 (383 amino acids)
Source: RefSeq, a predicted model, not a curated record
GGCCAUUUAACUAACCAACACCCAUGGUUCUGUUUGAACCAACGUUUUGCGUGCAGCUAGCCUGAUAGCAGCAGAUAUGGAGGUUGACCCUAACAUCGUGGCCAUUUUCGGUCCACCGCCGAAAGGGCUGGAUCUUGAGAAGAAUGUUAUCACGACUUACAAUGUUGUUGUCUGCGUUGUUCUUGGCAUUGCCGUCACAGUUGUCGCAUUACGAUUUUAUGUGAGGAAUAUGAAGUCGGCGAACAUCGAGAUGGACGAUUGGGCCGUGUUGGUCAGUCUGGUUUGCGCUUCGGCGACUGUUGCGAUGACGAUAUUGGCUGGAGAGCAUGGCUCGGGGGCUCAUGUCUGGUCAAUCAAGCUUACCACUCUCGUCAACGUCUUCAAGAUCGUCUACGCCGAACCCUUCGUAUACGCCCUCGCCGUCACAUCCGUCAAAAUCAGCAUCCUCCUCCUGUACCGUCGCCUCUUCCCCCUCGGCAUCGACAAAAACCGACUCUAUACAAUAAUGUUCUGGAUAGCGACUUUUCUGACAACCGUGUACCCAUUCAUCCUUUGGAUCACCAUGCCUUUCGCCUGUCGACCCGUCAGUCAUUUCUGGAACCAAUAUCUCGGCGCUAAGGGCAAAUGCAUCGAAGUAAAGCUAUUCUUCCUUGUUCUUGGAAUCAUGAACAUGAUGAAUGAUAUUAUCAUAUUGACUGUUCCGAUACCGAGAAUUUGGACACUUCAUAUGAAUAACAAGACCAAGAUUUCCAUCAUUUGCAUUAUGCUCCUUGGAAGUUUUGUCUGCGUCGCUAGUAUCGCGCGCAUUUACUACCUCUGGGGCUUCUUCCAAAACCUCGAUGCAACAUGGUGGAUGGGCCCGUCAUUCGCCUGGUCCAGUCUCGAGCCCUCCGUCGCAGUUAUCUCCGCCUGUCUUCCCACGCUAGCACCUUUGUUCCGCAUCAAGCGCAUCAAUUCGACUUCACGCGGUACACCAUCAGGACCGACCGACCUAUCCAAAUCUGGAUCGAAGCACUUCCAACUCUUCAGUGUGAAUAGAAACAAAGGCAAUGCUUUCGGCAGUGAUGACGAUGAAGUAGAGUUGACAUACGAUGUUGGAAGGGGAGGGACUGGUGAUGGGUCGAUCUGGAAGAACCAAGGGGGUUCGGCUGCUGAGCAAGGUAUUGUCGUACAGACUCAAGUUUCAGUGACACAUCAAGACAGGAAGGGCCGUACCAGCACUGAUUAG